AUGGGGUUCCGGGAAGCAUACUAUCCGAUAGAGACCCAAGGGACUAAGAUCACUCUCAGCACAACCUACCACCCUCAAACUGAUGGCCAAACUGAGAGAACAAUACAGACACUUGAAGGCAUGCUAAGAGCAUGUGCUCUGGACUUCAAUAGUAAUUGGAGUGAGCACCUACCUUUAAUCGAGUUUGCCUAUAAUAAUAGUUAUCAUAGCAGCAUUAGAAUUACUCCAUAUGAGGCUCUAUAUGGGUGCAAGUGUCGGUCAUCUCUAUAUUGGGAUGAAGUAGGGGAAAAAGCUGUCACUAGACCUGAGCUUAUCCAAACAACGAUCGAAAAAGUGAUUGUCAUCAAAGAACGACUUAAGGAUGCUCAAGAUCGACAAAAAAGUUGGGUUGAUUUAAAAAGAAGACCAGUGGAAUUUGAAACAGGUGAUAAGGCCUAUAUAAAGAUUUCGCCAAUGAAGAGAGUAGUUCGAUUCAAUAAAACUGGGAAACUGAAUCCUAGAUAUGUAGGGCCUUUAGAAAUUCUGGAGAAAGCAUGCUCUUCUAUCGGUUCAAAGAUGAUUAAUCAACAUUUUUUCUUGCCUAUCUUUCUCAUCUUCAUUGUUCCAACUUUAUCUCCAGAAGUUGCCAAUGUAAUGAUCACUAUGAAUGGAUCUAAUUUAGCAGCUGAAACCAGCGAUAAUUUUAUUUGUGCAACUCUCGAUUGGUGGCCUCCCGAGAAGUGCAAUUAUGAUCAAUGUCCAUGGGGAGAAUCUUCAAUCCUGAACUUAAACUUGAGUCAUCCAUUUCUUGCCAAAGCCAUUCAAGCAUUCAAUCCUUUGCGAGUAAGACUGGGAGGCACACUACAAGAUAAAGUUGUGUAUGGCGUGCCAAAUUUGGAGCAACCAUGCCUUCCCUUUUCCAAGAGGGUUGGUGAUUUAUUCGAUUUUUCUGAAGCUUGUUUGAGCAUGUCAAGGUGGGAUGAGCUAAACCAUCUCUUUCAAAAGACAAGAGCUGUUAUUAUAUUUGGGCUAAAUGCCCUAUAUGGGAGAAAUCACAUACAAAUUAAUAAGUGGACCGGAGCAUGGAACUCCACCAACGCCCGAGACUUCAUCAGCUACUCCAUAUCAAAAGGAUACAAUGUCGAUACAUGGGAAUUUGGCAAUGAGUUGAGUGGGCAGGGAGUGGGAGCUAGUGUAGACGCUGAGCAAUAUGCCAAAGAUUUGAUGGUGCUUAAAGCUAUGCUAAAGGAGUUAUACAAUGAUUCACAUCAACAACCAUUACUAGUUGCUCCGGGUGGCUUCUUCGAUCGACAAUGGUAUGCUCAGCUCCUUCAAGACUCAGGUCCCGGAACUCUUGAUGCCUUGACACAUCAUAUUUACAAUCUUGGUGGAGGUGAUGAUCCUCACAUACAAGCUAAGAUUAUGGAUCCUGAAUACUUAAGUAGUAGUAUGAUAGAUACAUUUAGAACUCUCCAACUCACUAUAGAGACGAAUGGACCGUGGUCUUCUGCUUGGGUUGGUGAAGCUGGAGGCUCAUACAACAGCGGCAAUCGUGUUGUGUCAAACAAAUUUCUUAACAGUUUUUGGUACCUUGAUCAACUCGGCAUAGCUUCAAAGUACAACACCAAGGUUUAUUGUCGGCAAACAUUAAUCGGAGGGAAUUAUGGCCUUCUUGAUUUGAACACUUUGGUACCAAAUCCUGAUUACUAUAGUGCUCUGUUGUGGCAUCGGCUAAUGGGGAAGGGAGUUCUUGAUAUCGAAGUUAGUGGUUCGCCAUACUUGAGAGCUUAUGGCCAUUGCAGAAAGAAAAGGUCCGGCAUCUCUAUGUUGUUGAUCAACUUGAGCAACUCAACCAAGUUCAAUGUGACUAUCCUUGACGAUAGUAGCAAAACAUUAAAACAUAGAAAAGAAUAUCAUCUCACAGCAAAAGAUGACAACUAUUUAAGCCAAACUAUGUUGUUGAAUGGUACGCCGUUAGAGCUCACCGAAGAGGGAGGCCUUCCGCCAUUGAAACCUUUGAAUGUUCUAGUCGAGUCACCUAUCGAAGUGGCUCCCUUAUCGAUUGCGUUUAUUGUUUUUCCUAACAUUAAAGUGGAAGCUUGUAUGAGGUAA
Molecule: messenger RNA, 2091 nt
Organism: Zingiber officinale
Lineage: Eukaryota; Viridiplantae; Streptophyta; Magnoliopsida; Zingiberales; Zingiberaceae
Product: heparanase-like protein 2
Exons: 10
Coding region: 1-2091 (696 amino acids)
Biological process (GO): DNA integration
Cellular component (GO): membrane; plant-type cell wall
Molecular function (GO): beta-glucuronidase activity; nucleic acid binding
Source: RefSeq, a predicted model, not a curated record